Protopterus annectens (West African lungfish) is the source of this 1531-nucleotide messenger RNA. RefSeq names its product ring finger protein 222 (gene RNF222). Bases 320 to 958 code for a protein of 212 amino acids. The transcript is spliced from 2 exons. The record is from RefSeq and is a predicted model, not a curated record. NCBI's taxonomy places the organism in Eukaryota, Metazoa, Chordata, Ceratodontiformes, Protopteridae.
AGCCCUCUGUUUAGCUGUCUCUGCUUAUUGAUUCAGGAAGUCACCUGCUGCAGUAAUUCACCACGUACCUUUGUCACUGGAGAAAGUGCCGCCCUUGUGCACACACACAUUAAAAUAGAUCUGCAGCAUUUAUCCCUUACUUAGACAACUCAGGCUUCCUUCGGUGAGACAGCUGAAACAGCUGUGCACUGAUUCACUGACCUGGAGAGUGUGCAGUGGGCUCUCUUUUAGGAACAGCUGCAACUAAAAUCUUUCUACUUUGUUUAUUGCCUUCCUGAACAAACUUCAAAUAUCUUGGAGGAAACACAGUAUUUUGAAGAUGUCUGAUAACAAAACUAGUACUGAAGUCUCAGCGGAUGAAUGUCCAGUGUGUUAUGAAAGCUUCAGUGAUUCAGCUGUAUUAGAGAGGACUUUAAGCUGUGGCCACAUUUUCUGCCAUGAGUGCCUGGUGAAGACUUUAAUAAGUUCUGUUCAAGAAGGACACAUUAGUAAGAGGAUUAUUUGCCCAGUUUGCAGGUAUGUAACCUUCCUCAGCAAGAAGAGUCCACUCUGGGUCCCUAAGCCUGAAGAGAAGAAACAAAUCUUAGAAGUACCUCUGUCACCCACAUCCUUGGUGUUAACAACAUUGCCCAUGACUGAUAGUUCUUUGGGCACAGAAAACUCUGUGACUGUGAAUAUCCCAGAAACAUCAACGAGAAAUGGAUUUUUGUACUUUUUCAACCCACAGUCAAUGUGCAAUGUGAACUCUACAAAUCUGACUUCCAGUCCUGCAGUGGGCUCACAGAUUUUCGUGAUCAGUGGCCACGGGAGACCAAUGAACAACCAGGACCAAAUCACUAGCAGACAUAACAGAGGACCUCUGCUGUGUAAGCCACGCUGGAUGAUCCUUAUUCUUGUCAUUAUCAUAUUUGUGGCAGUAACAGCAGCAGUACUUCCAUGGGUAAUUCUAAUCAACUAGCGCUUUAUUCUUUGUGGAUUCUUUACAGUGUUCCUGUACUUGGAGGCACCAGUGUGCAGGGUUCUAGGCCCAUUCACCUCACAACAGUACCUCUGUGGUGUUGUUUCCAAAAAAAGAUACAGUUUACUACUCUCAAAUAAUUUGCAAUCAUUUUGUGUCAUAGAAGGAAAUGUACACUGGUAUAGGUUUACCCUAUUUAUUCCUCUGCAAUGAAGAUAUUGGCUGACAUUAUUCUAACCUACAUGAUUCUAAUUUAACAUGUUAAAUGUGUUUUCAUAACAGCAGGAUAUAUCCAGCAUGCUUUACACCUUUAUUAGGUUAUAGCUGCCAUCUGUCUUAAGUAUGUUUACAUUUUAUUUGUAUUCAGCAUCUUGCCAUGACACAUGCCUUAACUUAACUUUCAAAUUGUGAUGUUGCAAAGAACAAAAUGGUAUCAGUAAUUUCUAGAUUUUUAGGCAAAAAUUAUUGUAAUUAAAGUAAAAUAUGUCAAAGUAAAAUAGAUACCCCUUGUGUAAGCAAUAUGUUGGCUUAAAAUGUACUGUAGUACAACUAAAAAUAAACUAAAUAUUUUGA